Pteronotus mesoamericanus is the source of this 369-nucleotide messenger RNA. RefSeq names its product 60S ribosomal protein L30-like. NCBI's taxonomy places the organism in Eukaryota, Metazoa, Chordata, Mammalia, Chiroptera, Mormoopidae. The record is from RefSeq and is a predicted model, not a curated record. The transcript has a single exon. Gene Ontology annotation, cellular component: cytosolic large ribosomal subunit. Gene Ontology annotation, molecular function: structural constituent of ribosome; RNA binding. The coding region runs from base 1 to 369 and encodes 122 amino acids.
AUGGUGGUUGCAAAGAAGACAAAAAAGUCGCUGGAAUCGAUCAACUCUAGGCUCCAACUUGUUAUGAAAAGUGCAAAGUAUGCACUGGGGUACAAGCAGGCUCAGAAGAUGAUCAGACAAGGCAAAGCCAGACUGGUCAUCCUCGCCCACAACUGCCCAGCCUCGAGGAAAUCUGAAACAGUGUGCUAUGCCACGUUGGCCAAGACUGGUGUCCAUCACUACUGUGACAAUGACACUGAGUUGGGCACAGCAUGUGCAAAACACCACAGAGUGGGCAGUCUGGCUCCCAUUGAUCCAGGUGAUUCUGAUAUCAUUAGGAGCAUGCCAGAACAGACUGGUGAAAAGUUAAUCAUGAAAAUUUUUCUUUAA